This is a messenger RNA of Solenopsis invicta (red fire ant), 2054 nucleotides long. RefSeq names its product odorant receptor 46a. NCBI's taxonomy places the organism in Eukaryota, Metazoa, Arthropoda, Insecta, Hymenoptera, Formicidae. The record is from RefSeq and is a predicted model, not a curated record. Gene Ontology annotation, cellular component: plasma membrane. Gene Ontology annotation, biological process: detection of chemical stimulus involved in sensory perception of smell; sensory perception of smell. Gene Ontology annotation, molecular function: olfactory receptor activity; odorant binding. Bases 610 to 1785 code for a protein of 391 amino acids. The transcript has 11 exons.
UUACGUACUGUAAAUUAAGGUAAUUAUUCUCGACUUCUAUACUUAUUAUUCUAUACUUACUAUAUUCUAUAUCUUACUAUGUUCUAUAUCGCACUUCUAUAACUUAAAAAAUUUAUCUUGCUUCUGAUAACACAUUUCUUAUAGAAGUGACGUUCCUAGUCGACGAUAUUGUACUGUAUGCAUAAAUACUGCACAAACAUAUUUUUACAUUGAAUUUUUUUCUCUCACUUCCAUUUCAUAUUUUGUCAUAAUAAAAAAAUUGCAUCGAAGCAGCAAAAAUUGUUCUAUGGACUUCAGCGAAACAAUUGCAUGCAAAAAAAACUGACUAAAGACAAUUACCGUUUGUAAACUCCACCGAUGGUUUCUUUCCCACGUUAUUACACGAAUAUUGCAUGCGUCUUGCCGAUCAAUUUUUCCGACACCUUCGAGUUUCGCUUCCGUAUUAAGUGCGCGUAUUUUACCUCGAUGCAAUUUGUCCGAUAAUUCUCUAAAGAUAAAAAAAUAAAAAAUGAAAAACAAUGUAAUAAUGAAAAAAAAAGAGGAAAUGGCUACAAUAGUCAAGUAACACGAUCGGCUCUAUCGUCAGUUCUUUUAAAACCUUCGAAGCAAAUGGAAUAUCCAGAAGAGAAUUAUUAUAAACUGAACCGCUUUCUUCUAUCGACUUGCGGACUAGAGCCUUUCCAAAGCAAGUGGAGUGCUCGUUUAAUAAGAGCUUUUAUCACGGUCGUCCUGAUGUCCUCUAUAAUUUUUCAGAUCUUGUACUGGUUUACAUUUGAAUUCAUCAUAUAUGAAUUUAUAGUAAAUGCGGUGCCAGAGUUUUUAAUUAAAUUGGAUUUCCUAAACAGCUUGCAUUUACGUAUCGGAAAUGUAGACAAAGUUAAAAUAUUAUUCGACCGCAUAUCAAAAGACUGGGCAUUGCAAAAGACACAUAGUGAGAUCAAGAUUAUGCGCGAACAUGCUGAGUUGUCAAAACUAAUCACAUUCUGUUGCACGAUCUUGUCGUAUAUAGGCAUGAUGGGAUAUUGCAUAUGGUUGUGGACACCAGAAAUUCUCAAUGUUUUAAUGCCCAUGAACGAAUCUCGUCCAUGGAGGACACCAUUUAAAUAUGAAUUCUUUUUAGAUGAAGAACGAUACUUUAUACUCAUUCGUUUCCACACGUGCUUUCUACUUCUAACCUUAUCUAUAAUUUUCGUUACGAGUUUCACUUUAUUUAUGACUCUCACACAACACGUUUGCGGAAUGUGCAAGUUAUUGGGGUCUCGCGCAGAACGCUUAUUUCUCGUUGUUGAAGACAGAACGGAAUGCGAUUUAAUUCAGGAGUCACAAAUAAGAAACGAGAACAUGAUCGUUUUUAUACAGCAGCAUUACAACAUUAUACAAUUCGUUGAUAUAAUUGAAUCUUAUCACACAACACUGAUUUUAUGGGAUCUCACAGCAGUAAUGAUUAUGUUGAGUCUUACGAUAAUCCAGAUAUUAACUAUUUCUGAUAUCGACGGAGCUAUUACAUCUAUUGGUAUCUCUGUUGCAUCACUAUGUUAUUUAUUCGUAUGUUGUUACAUGGGACAAAAGAUAACCGAUGAAAGUUUCAGCGUAUAUGAGAAAAUAUACAAUUCUACGUGGUACAAUGCAGUUGUUUCAGAGCAAAAGAUACUGUUAAUGAUACUGAUACGAUGCUGUCACCCGUUGGUCAUCACCGCCAGUAAAUUUUAUACAAUGUCUUUGCAGAAUUUUGGAAAGAUACUUCAAGCAUCGCUCUCCUACUGCAUGUUUGUCAGACAAAUCUGAAAAAGUUUCUAUCAAGUUGCAAGUGUAGAAGUAACGUAGAAAAAUCGCAAGAAUGUGUUAGACACGUAUUGAGCUUAUUCUUAUGAUAAGCAAUUGUCCUCUGUAAAAACAGAAAUCUGUUGGUGCGGUUUACAGAUCUCGAGCUGGUUUACAUUUGAAAUCACAUAUGAAUUUGUAGUGAAUGGGGUGCCAUCGCUUUUAGUUACAUUGUGUAAUCUAAACAGCUUGCAUUUACGUAUCGGAAAUGUAGACAAAGUUAAAAUAUUAUU